This is a messenger RNA of Populus trichocarpa (black cottonwood), 1926 nucleotides long. RefSeq names its product serine/threonine-protein kinase STY13. Bases 301 to 1473 code for a protein of 390 amino acids. Gene Ontology annotation, cellular component: plasma membrane. The transcript has 7 exons. Gene Ontology annotation, biological process: protein phosphorylation. Lineage: Eukaryota; Viridiplantae; Streptophyta; Magnoliopsida; Malpighiales; Salicaceae. The record is from RefSeq and is a predicted model, not a curated record. Gene Ontology annotation, molecular function: ATP binding; protein kinase activity.
UGCUUUUUUUUUUUUUUUUUUUUUAUUGUACAUAAAGGUUUGAUUUUUCGAAAUUUUGCUAGUUUUUGAAUUCUGGGUCAUUCUUAUUUUAUUGGGCUUUGUUUAGAUAAUGGUGGGAAUUGGGUUGUUUUCUUAGGGUUUACCUUUUGUUUUUGUUCGCAGUUUUGUUUCGUUCGGAUACGGGAAAUAAACAUAUAUACAGUCGAUGAUGGGAAAUUUAGUUUUUGAACCAAUGAUUGUCGUAUAGAAUUUAAGGUUGUCUCUGGGAUUCACGGCUUGUCUUGUAUUUGGUUCUUUAUAAUGGAUUCAAAAACAAGCGGUGAGGCUGGUGAUGUCAUGCCAGAGAAGAAACCGGAUAGCCAGGAAGGUAGUGCCAAUUCAAAGGUGAAAGGUAUUGGAGGUGUGAGUAGCAAAGAUAUGUUUUUUCGAGCUGAUAAAAUCGAUCUCAAAAGCUUGGAUGCACAGCUUGAGAAGCACCUGAGCAGGGUUUGGUCAAGGAACACCGAAAUCCAAAGGCCUAAAGAAGAGUGGGAAAUUGAUUCGUCUAAAUUGGAAAUAAGGCACGAGGUAGCCCGUGGUACUUUUGGGACCGUGUAUCGUGGUACUUAUGAUAACCAAGAUGUUGCAGUGAAAAUGUUGGACUGGGGGGAGGAUGGUAUUGCCACAACUGCUGAAACCACUGCUGUGCGGGCAUCAUUUCAGCAAGAGGUUGCUGUCUGGCACAAGCUUGACCAUCCUAAUGUUACAAAAUUUGUUGGAGCAUCAAUGGGAACUUCAAACCUGAAAAUUCCUGCCAAAAACCCAUCUGAUGGUUACAUCUCCCUUCCUGCUAGGGCAUGCUGUGUUGUUGUUGAGUAUCUCCCUGGUGGGACGCUUAAACACUACUUGAUAAGAAAUAGUCGAAAAAAACUUGCUUUUAAGGUUGUGAUCCAACUUGCUUUGGAUCUCUCUAGGGGUCUUAGCUAUCUACAUUCAAAGAAGAUAGUACAUCGUGAUGUCAAGACUGAAAACAUGUUACUAGAUUCUCAUAGAAAUCUCAAAAUUGCUGAUUUUGGUGUUGCCCGUGUUGAAGCUCAGAAUCCAUGUGACAUGACUGGUGAAACUGGCACACUUGGAUACAUGGCCCCAGAGGUUCUUGAUGGCAAACCGUAUAACAGAAGAUGUGAUGUCUACAGCUUUGGCAUCUGCUUAUGGGAAAUAUAUUGUUGUGACAUGCCUUACCCUAAUCUUAGCUUCGCUGAUGUCUCCUCUGCUGUUGUUCGACAGAAUUUACGGCCAGAGAUUCCAAGAUGUUGUCCAAGUUCUUUAGCAAAUGUCAUGCGAAAAUGCUGGGAUGGAAAUGCAGAAAAACGUCCUGAAAUGGCUGAGGUGGUGAAAAUGUUAGAAGCGGUUGAUACAAGCAAGGGAGGAGGGAUGAUACCUGAAGACCAGGCAUCUGUCUGUUUCUGUUUGACCCCUGCUCGCGGACCCUAAGUUGUGUUCUUUACCUUCCUCCUCGUUGUCUCUCCCCCUUUCAUUUUGUAAUGAGUCGGAGUUGCGACAUCCAGCUCUUAGUUCGAUUGGUUACAAACUUUUGCUUCACAAGAUGAAAAACAUUCUACUCAUUAUUCUGCAAGAAUGGGGAAAUAAGGUGGUUUUUUUUUUGUUUUGAAGUUGUAAUCCUUUGCUUAUUACAAGCUACCGUGCUUGUUGCACACGAUGUGUUUACACUGCAAGGGCUUUGCAAUUCAUGCGUGAUAGCACUUGCAUUUUAGGAAAGCAGUUUUGGUUGAUUUGUUGGAUCGGGAUGUGUGAAUAACCGGUCAGUGGCAUGGAACUGCAGCCUUUUGAGGAUGGAAGCCUGUGAACAUUUUUUGCAAGCUCCAAUUCUUACAGCUGCUGCCUUUACCUGGUUGAAAUUCAAUACAACCUGCUAAUUUUGCUGUU